This is a messenger RNA of Onthophagus taurus, 2309 nucleotides long. RefSeq names its product acyl-CoA oxidase 1 (gene ACOX1). Gene Ontology annotation, molecular function: fatty acid binding; acyl-CoA oxidase activity; FAD binding. The record is from RefSeq and is a predicted model, not a curated record. Gene Ontology annotation, cellular component: peroxisome. Gene Ontology annotation, biological process: lipid homeostasis; fatty acid beta-oxidation using acyl-CoA oxidase. NCBI's taxonomy places the organism in Eukaryota, Metazoa, Arthropoda, Insecta, Coleoptera, Scarabaeidae.
AGUUUAAAAUUGUGCAAAAUCAUUGUAUGAAGUACAUUUGAAUUGUAUAGAAUUUAGAAAUUUAAGAUAAGACUACGUUAUCUUGAAGAACAUUGCGACGUGGUGGGGUAAAAAGCAUAUGUAUGUCAAGUUUCUCCAAUGAAUCCGUCACUAGUGUUGAAUAAGUUACUCAGUGUUUGUGAUUUUUUAAAAAAAUAUGCCCGGUGCAAAAAUGAAUGAGGAUCUUCGAAGGGAGCGGGAACGAUGCACUUUUAACCCGCAAGAAUUGACGCAUCUUUUGGAUGGGGGGAAAGAGAAAACGGAAGAAAGGAAACAGAGGGAGAAAUUCUUCCUCGAGGAUCCAGAGCUAAAAUACACCACUCCACCUGAAUAUCUCUCCCAUAAAGAGAAGUAUGAGGAGGGUCUUAAGAAGGCUUGCAUCAUUUUUAAAAAGGUCCAAGAGUUACAAGCUGAAGGUAAAGGCGGAAUGGAAAACUUCAGGGAAAUCCUUGGGGGACAACUUGGAUCUGCUGUUUUAAAAGAUGGAAAUCCCCUAACUUUACAUUACGUUAUGUUUAUCCCUACAUUAAUGGGACAAGGAACCAUCGAACAACAAGCUCAUUGGAUUUCUAGAGCGUGGAAUUUAGAAAUUAUCGGUACUUACGCCCAGACUGAAUUAGGACAUGGUACUUUUAUUCGUGGAUUAGAAACAACAGCAACUUAUGACCCAAAAACAGAAGAAUUUGUUUUAAAUAGUCCAACUUUAACAUCAUACAAAUGGUGGCCUGGAGGAUUGGGUCAUUCCGCAAAUUAUGCUAUAGUGGUAGCUCAACUUUACACAAACGGAAAAUGCCACGGAAUUCACCCCUUCGUUGUUCAAUUACGCGACGAAGAAACCCAUCAGCCACUUCCCGGUAUAAUAAUCGGCGAAAUUGGUUGUAAAUUGGGUAUGAAUGCGACGAAUAACGGUUAUUUAGGGUUUAAAAAUGUGAGAGUUCCUCGCGAACAAAUGUUAAUGAAAAAUAAUAAAGUUAUGCCUGAUGGUUCUUACAUAAAAGCGCCUAGCAGCAAAUUAACUUAUGGCACAAUGAUUUUUGUGAGAGUAGCUAUUGUGCAAGAUGCGGGAAGGUAUUUAAGAAAAGCCGCAACGAUUGCGACUCGUUACAGCGCCGUUCGACAUCAAUCCCAAAUUAAAGAAGGCGCCCCUGAGCCUCAAAUUAUCGAUUUCGUGACGCAACAAUUCAAAAUAUUCCCGCAAUUAGCGUCGGCUUUUGCUUUUCAUUUUGCCGGAUCUUGGCUUUGGGAUAUGUAUAAUAAUGUCACCUCCGAAUUAGAAACGGGAAAAUUAGAUAGACUCCCCGAAUUACAUGCAAUCGCUUGUUGUUUAAAAGCUGUCAGUUCUGCGGAUGCCGCAAAAGGAAUUGAAAUUUUGAGAUUAGCUUGCGGAGGUCAUGGAUAUAUGGCCUGUUCAAAUUUACCGAUUACUUAUGGUUUGGUGACUGCCAUGGAAACUUACGAAGGCGAAAACACUGUAUUAUACCUCCAAACAGCUAGGUUUUUAGUCAAAUCUUGGCAGAGUGCUCAUAAUGGUGGCCAAUUACAACCAACCGUUCAAUAUCUUCGUGAUUUAAUGAAAAACGGAAAUAUUCGGUUUGAAAAAAAUGUACCAUGGGCGAUCCAAGCUUUGAAAAAGGUGGCUUAUGGCAAAAUUGACUUAGCAAUACGUCAUUUGAACGAAAGAACCAAAAAAGGCAUGGAAUAUGAUUACGCUUGGAAUGAAACGUCACUUGAACUUACCGUCGCUUCAGAAGCACAUUGUAGAGCGUUUAUUGUUGAAACUUUCUAUAAUUUAGUUGUUGAGGCCGUUAAAAACACUUCCCCACAGUUAGGAAAAGUUCUUUUGGACCUUUGUGAUUUAUACGCUGUUAAUACACUUUUAAGAAAUUAUGGAGAUUUACUUCGGUUUGCUGGUAUGUCUAGCAGUGAUUUAGAAGUAAUUCAAACUUGGUUGGAAGAACUAUUAAAAACUAUCCGUCCAAAUGCUGUUGGAAUAGUCGAUGGAUUUGAUAUUCAUGACGAUAUUUUAUCAUCGCCUUUAGGUGCUUUUGACGGCAACGUUUACGAGCGACUUUUUGAAGAGGCUCAAAAGAGUCCUUUAAAUAAAGUUCCAGUUAACGAGUCGUUUGCAAAGUACCUCAAACCUUUAUUAAAAAGUAACUUGUAAAAUUAUUUAAUAUUUAUUAGAACAAGUAUGAUGAUGACGUACUGUAAAUAAUACGAUUGUUAUGUUAAAUAAUUGUUAUAAAAUAUAUUUUUUACGUUAUUUAAUA